Molecule: messenger RNA, 1171 nt
Organism: Galeopterus variegatus (Sunda flying lemur)
Lineage: Eukaryota; Metazoa; Chordata; Mammalia; Dermoptera; Cynocephalidae
Exons: 2
Source: RefSeq, a predicted model, not a curated record
AUUUCCUUGAAAAUAUUGAAUUUGAUGUAGCCCAGCAAGAGGCCACAGCUCAGAGUCGAGAUCCUCUUAAGGAGGUAGGCCUUUCUCCAGUGCAACAGGAGGCCCCUGCUGGGCCACCAGAGCCCUCUAAGGAGGUUGAACCAUCCCACCAGGAGAAUCCAGGUACCCCAGGGGAGGCACAACCUUCUCCAGUUCUGGAGGAGGUCCCUGCUCAGGCUGCAGAGCCCUCUGUGGUGGUGGAAUCCUCACCAACACAGCAGUUGGCCCCAGCUCAGCCUCCAGAGCCAUCUAAGGAAGUUGUAGGUCAACCUCCAAUGAAUUACGAGAUGACGGUUCCAACACCAAGUCAGGAUCAAGCUCCGAAUCCAACACCCAGUAGCACAGUUCAACCUUUGGACGUGGAGGUUACCAUAACUCCAGAACCCAGUGUGGAGGCUGAACAUUCUACCGCCCAAAAGAAGACUACAGCGCCUUCUGCAAAGUCCCCCAAAAUAACAUAUCCACGUCCAGACUAGGUGCAGACUCAGCAUCCGAACCCGACUCCAGUCACAGCUCAACCUUUCGAUCUGGCAAUUACCAUAACUGCAGUACCCACUAUGGAGGCUGAAUAUUCUACAGCCCUGGAGAAGAGUACAGCUCCACAUCCACCCCAGGCCCAGACUCAGCAUCCAAAGUUGACGCAAGUCACAGUUAAACCUUUGGACCUGGAACUUACCAUAACUACAGAACAUACUACAGAGCUGAAAGCUUCUCCUACCAGGCAGGAGACCACAACUCAGCCUCCAGAAACAUCUAAGGAGGUUGUAGCUCAACCUCCAGUGUACCAGGAGGUGAAAGUUUCAAAACCAGGUCAGGAUCAAGUUCAGCCACCAAGGUCACCCAAUGUUGCAGUUUGGCCUUCAGACCUGGAGCUGACUGUAACUUCAGUAUCUACUACAGAGUCUGACCAUUCCACAGCCCUGGAGAAGAGUACAGCUCCACAUCCACCCCAGGCCCAGACUCAGCAUCCAAUGCGGAGCCAGAGCAUCGUCUGUGAAGCACCUGGGCUCCGCGGAGACCACUGUGCUGGUUCCUCUUCGCUGCCACUUCAGCCGCUGCCGCUGCCACCGGAGGAUCGGCCGUCUAUUGUCUUUCCCCGUGGAGAAAGUGCAGAGCUGCUCCAGCUUGGCCC